CUCUCUCUCUCUCUCUCUCUCUCUCUCUCUCUCUCUCUCUCUCUCUCUCUCUUUCUGCCUCUCUCCCCCCUCCGGCUCCUCCUGCGCCCGCCCCGGCAACGAUUGUUGACAAAAGACGCUGCUAGACGGAGCGAAGGAGCCCAGAGCCCCGGUACCGGUGUGGCCGAGGUGAUUCGGUUGUCGGUGUUGGUCGGACCGCAGCGGGCCGGCUCCAAGUGGACGCCCCCCCCCGACCCCUCCCCACCUCCUCCCCCUCUCCCCUUGCAAACCACCCGCGACUGUUAUUUACCGACGAAGCCAGCGGCCAAGAUGGGUCACUCACUGUGAGUGGAGGAGGAGGAGGAGGAGGAGGAGGCGGCGGUGGCGGUGGCGGCGGCCUUGGGCAGGUCUGUUCAGCCGGGAAUGGUGUGAGCUGAGACGGCCAGGCAGUCUGGAUCUGACCGGGGACCCGUCUUUCCCCCGGAGCCUCCGCGGCUCCAAGCCGCGUCCCGAGCCCUCCAAGAUGGGGAAGUGCGACGGAAGAUGCACGCUGCUAGUGAUUUGUUCACUACAACUGGUGGCAGCCCUCCAGAGGCAGGUGUUUGAUUUUCUGGGAUACCAGUGGGCCCCCAUCCUGGCCAACUUCCUGCACAUUAUGGCCGUCAUCCUGGGCAUGUUCGGCACCGUGCAGUUCCGCUUCAGAUACCUCAUCUUUUAUGCAGUAUGGCUUGUCCUUUGGGUGGGCUGGAACUCCUUCAUCAUCUGUUUCUACCUGGAGGUUGGAAACCUGUCUCAGGACAGGGACUUUCUCAUGACGUUCAACACAUCUCUCCAUCGUUCGUGGUGGAUGGAGCAUGGUCCUGGUUGCCUGGUAACGCCAGUGCUAGACUCUCACAUGGCCCCUGAUGACCACCAUGUCAUCACGGUCUCCGGGUGUCUCCUUGACUACCAGUACAUCGAGGUGUUGAGUUCCGCCAUUCAGAUCCUGUUGGCACUCUUUGGCUUCGUGUACGCCUGCUACGUGAGCAAAGUCUUCCAGGACGACGAGGACAGCUUCGAUUUCAUUGGUGGCUUUGACUCUUACGGCUACCAGCCUCCUCAGAAGUCCUCUCAUUUGCAACUGCAGCCUCUUUACACGGCUGGUUAAUCGAUGGUAGCGCCCCCUUCAGGCCAAACCCUGACGGUGUCACUGUGGAUGUGGAAGUGGAGGUCGCCCUGAUUACUCUCACUCUGUGUGUCACCAUUUAGCCGAGCAAUGGACUUAACCCCACCCAGAGGGAGAGGAGUUUGUGUGCGUGUGUGUGCGUGCGUGCGCGUGCGUGCGCGUGCGUGCGUGUGCGUGCAUGUGUGCUUGUGUCUGAGACAGAACUACAGCCCUGAUUAGAAUGUACAGAGCUCAGGGAAGAACCAGCAUGCCAGGGGGUGUGAUGAGAUAAAGGAGGAGCAGGAGGCUGGGGACACCUCUGUCAAAUCACCGAGGACACACUUCACUAAACUGCCAGCUCUCAACACUCCCACAAGUGCGUGUGUGUAAUGUGUGUGUGACUGUGUAACUCCACAGGACUAGCUGAAGCUUUGUGGUUGCACCCUGGACUCUUACCACUCAGUGCCGCUGUGAAUUUUGUUUUUUGGGGUGCCUGUGUGUGUAUGUGUGCGUGCGUGGGUGGGGAUGUAGGUGGGGGGGUCACAUAAUAAAAAGAGGCACAGCUCGUACCUGUCGUCGUUUUAGAAUGUGGUGAUGUCAAAUUAGAGCAGUCUUAUGAUUCUAGCUCCCAAAGCCAUCUUUCCUCGCUCACAUUUCAAGAUGUUUACGUUGCAUCUCAGGCUUCUUGAGGUAAUAAAGCAGAAGUGGCAGAGUGGAAGAGGUCAACUUCUCCAAGGAUCAGGCUGUUAGUAUUUUAGAUAGUUUAUUAUUGUAUUUUUUUCAAAUCCUACGAAAAGACCAAAACCAACAAUAUUUUGGUCUGUGUCGGAAUACUUUCCAGCUUUCUUUUUGCUUCUCAUCGCCAAACCCAUUAAUUCCUGGGGACAUAAGAUUAAACAAAAGAAAGUCACAGAAACAAUUUCCUAAAUCAUCUGGGCUCUGUAGUUUUAAGUGAUUCCACUCAAACAGCAGUAAAAAGUGCAUUUGUUUGGGACUAUUUUCUGCGGCAGAUGUGGACCUCUCAUGAGUAUUUACAGCAGCGGGAUCGUGUAUAUGGGAUCCCCUCACAAUAAACUAGAGUGCCCAGCUUCAUUGUAACGGAGGAACAUGUCACGCAGUGCAACAAUGUGGCUUGCUGAUGUGUUUUUAAUAGUUGUGGACAACAAUAGAUGACUAUAGCAAAUAUGCAAAGGCUAUAUCAGACUUUGGCUACACUCGUUUGAAAGAACUAUGCAUCGCUAAUUUUGGUCUUUUCAUUGGAUUUGUUGACAAUAAGAAAAAUAAAGGGCAGCAUUUCUGGGAUACUACAAAAACAGAGUCAGAUGUCCAGUGCAAGGAUGUUUAGUUAUCAGGAAAAUAAAAUCAGUCUACUACUGUACCUUUGAUGCCGCCGACUAGUGAUGCAGAUGGCUUUGGGAUCAGGCAUUAGUGUGUCUAUGGGGGGGGUAGGGGGUUACUGUGCAUGUAAAUAACCAGCCAAUGAUUGUUUUGUUGGUUCCAUUUAGAAAAGCGGGGGUUGCAUUAGCGAGGGGGUGGGACUGGGGGAGAGGGAUACACACAUCAAAGUUUUUCUUCAUACCUGUUUCUCUCCUCAUCCUCUUCUCUUUUUUGGGGGGAUUGUCCUAAUGUCGCCCUCUUCUGACUCAUCUGCAGCUAAUUGUCUCCAUCAUCUUGCCCACUAACUACACACACCCCUGCAGCUCAUCUGCUGCUCUCCACUGGAGCACGGCAAUGAAGGAGAGGACAAUAUGUAAUGCACAGUGAUGUAGUUUUUCUACCUGGAAGGGGAUACAGGAAGAGUGAGGGAGAGGGACAGGUAUGAGGCGAAGACCUUAUUGGGUGUACGGUUGUUUGAAAUAAUAAAAAAAAUACACUUUCUACAUUAAA
This is a messenger RNA of Scophthalmus maximus (turbot), 3010 nucleotides long. RefSeq names its product sodium/potassium transporting ATPase interacting 1 (gene nkain1). Bases 503 to 1126 code for a protein of 207 amino acids. NCBI's taxonomy places the organism in Eukaryota, Metazoa, Chordata, Actinopteri, Pleuronectiformes, Scophthalmidae. The record is from RefSeq and is a predicted model, not a curated record. Gene Ontology annotation, biological process: regulation of sodium ion transport. The transcript has 8 exons.